AUGGAUUCGCGGCCUAACAUUAUAUUCGUUCUUGUCGAUGACCAUGCCUCCAAGGCUAUCAGUUGUUACGGCGCGGGAAUCAAUCACACUCCAAAUAUUGAUCGACUCGCGAUAGAGGGUAUGCUGUUCAAGCAUUGCUAUGUCACAAAUUCAAUCUGCACCCCUUCAAGAGCUACAAUUCUGACGGGAACUCAUAAUCAUGUUAACGGUGUCAUGACUCUUGACGACACGAUGGUCGGGAAAUGGCACUUGGGUGAAGGUUCAGCACACGAGCCAUCAGGAUUCGACUACUGGUCGGUCCUUCCGGGCCAGGGGGACUAUUGGGAUCCGGAAUUCAUCGAGCCUGAUGGUCAUAAGCUGAACAGAGGGUAUGUCACAGACAUUAUCACGGACAAAAGUCUUGCCUGGAUAGAGCGUCGAGACAAGAGACGCCCGUUCUUUCUCAUGUGUCACCACAAAGCACCGCAUAGAUCUUGGGAAUGUGAUGAUAAGCACAAGCAUCUGUAUUCUGAUCCAAUCAGAGUACCGGCGACGUACAAUGACGACUACAAGAACCGAGCGAAAGCUGCCAGCGUGGCAAAGAUGCGUGUGGCUGAGGACCUUACGUAUCAAGAUCUCGGACUGGUCCAGCCAGAUGGUGGCGAAUCAGUCGGAACUCGUGUUGCUCAAGAAUCAGGAUCAUCCCAGCGAAAGAUUCCAACUGACUACAAGCGCCUGAAACUCAUAGAUAAAGACACUGGCGAAAUAUUCAGAUUUGAGAGCGAGACUGCACUUUCCACUUUCAAAUUCCAGCGCUACAUGCAGAGAUACCUCCGAACAAUCCAGUCUAUUGAUGACAACGUUGGGCGCAUACUGCAAUAUCUCGAUGAGAAAGCGCUGGCUGAAAACACGAUUGUGAUAUAUUCCUCAGACCAGGGAUUCUUCCUGGGCGAGCACGGUUGGUUCGACAAACAAUUCAUGUUUUUCAUUUCACUUUUAACACUCUCCACCGGCGCUUGGGCGGCUGCCAUUUGCAAACUGCAGACGCCUGGGUUCGAUACGGAAAACGGAGUGAUCGAUGAGAAUUGCUGUGCGGCAAUGACUGUCAUAUUCGCGCGUGGGACCAUUGAGCUUGGCAACGUUGGAACAUUCGCCGGACCACCAUUCUUCAGCGAACUCCGAUCGCAGCUAGGCAGUACAGGUGUCCUAGUGCAAGGUGUUGACUAUCCCGCCAGUGUAAUCGGUCUUCUCAGCGAUGGCGGUGACGGAGGUCCAACAAUGAAGUCGCUCAUACAACAGGCAAGGUCUCAAUGCCCAGACACCAAAAUAAUCGCUUCAGGUUAUUCGCAAGGAGCUGAGGUAGUCCAUAACGCCCUUUCAGACUCAUCUAUUGCCAGCCUUGUGAGCGGUGCAAUUCUCUUUGGCGAUCCAGACACCAAGAAAAGUGUUGGCGCAUUACCCGAUGAUCGAGUGCAACGCUUUUGCGUUCAUGGUGAUAUCAUCUGCGAGACAGGAAUCCUUAUUGUAGAUGCAAGCCAUCUGAGUUACUUUUUCUAUGCGAAACAAGCAGCGGCCGCUGCAAUAGAUCUAAGCGGAGUCUAA
Messenger RNA from Verruconis gallopava, 1581 nucleotides. RefSeq lists its product as uncharacterized. The transcript is spliced from 4 exons. Gene Ontology annotation, molecular function: cutinase activity. Gene Ontology annotation, cellular component: extracellular region. Gene Ontology annotation, biological process: carbohydrate catabolic process. The record is from RefSeq and is a predicted model, not a curated record. Lineage: Eukaryota; Fungi; Ascomycota; Dothideomycetes; Venturiales; Sympoventuriaceae. Bases 1 to 1581 code for a protein of 526 amino acids.